Molecule: messenger RNA, 2757 nt
Organism: Brassica napus (rape)
Lineage: Eukaryota; Viridiplantae; Streptophyta; Magnoliopsida; Brassicales; Brassicaceae
Product: exopolygalacturonase-like
Exons: 1
Coding region: 1315-1854 (179 amino acids)
Biological process (GO): carbohydrate metabolic process
Molecular function (GO): polygalacturonase activity
Source: RefSeq, a predicted model, not a curated record
UAAGAAACUAGCCAUUAUCUUUGGUAUGGCUGAAAUUAUCCUUAUAUUUUUAACUUAGUAAUAGUUAGUACGUAUCAUUAUUACAUGAAAAAUAAUGUGUAUAAUUUAGUUUGUUGGUAAUGAUUUGGCAUUGUUUACAAAUCAUAUGUAAUGAAAUUAUUUAAAACCAAGCAUUAACCAAUUAACCAAAACAAUUUACUGGUAAACACCUAAUUGAAUUUUCACCAAAAUUAAGAUUCUGUUUUAAAUGACAGAGCAAAUAGAAAUCAGAUAACCAUAUGUACACUUCCAUAACCCAAAAUAAUCAACCAAAAGCAAUGCAAAAAGAAACAGACCAAUAUUAGCCGAUGAUUACUUACUAAUAACAAGAUUCAAGUUAUUGUGUUAAAAAAAUAGAAUUAUACUAACAGUUCAUGGAAACACAUUAUGUCUAUAUAAGCAAAUACAGUAGAUCGACACAUCUCAUAGUGUCUUAAACACAUUUAUUAAUAACACAAAAUCCUUCCUUUUAUAUACCCUGAACAAAAUAAGAAGAUGACUUGCAUUGCUUCUGUGUUUAAGGCUUUGUGUUUGUCUCUCUUGUUCGUCGCGGCCGUUGCAAGUCGUCCAACCAACAGGCCAAAGAUUUUUAACGUCCAACGCUAUGGUGCUAAAGCUAACGGAAAAACUGAUAACACCAAGGUAUGUAAAUGACCAAUAUAUAUAGAAACACACAAAAAUAAACAUUUUAUCAAUUAUGUUUUGUUUAAUUUGUCCAAAAUUAGGCGUUCACAAACAUAUGGAAAAGCGCAUGCACAAGGAAAGGUGGUAAUAGUAAAAUCUACGUACCGAAAGGAAUGUUUUAUCUCGGUGGUGUAGAGUUCGUAGGGCCAUGCGCGAAUCAGAUUGAAUUUGUUAUCGAUGGAACUUUAUUGGCUCCUUCAAACCCUAGGGACAUUAAGAACGACACAUGGAUCCAGUUCAGGUACAUUAACAAUCUUAUUAUCUCCGGUGCCGGUACACUCGACGGCCAAGGGAAAGAUUCUUGGCCACUAAAUGACUGCCACAAAAACCCCAAUUGUCCUAAGCUAGCUAUGGUACCACUUCUUAAUCCUUUUACAUAUUGCUUUAUUAUAUGACUUUACAAUGAAAAUUAUGCAAUUCAAUUAUUAUCUAUUACCCCUUCAAUUUAUAGAUUUAAUUAUCUAGAUACAAAAUGUCAUUAAAACGAGUACAUAUAUAGUUUUGAAUGAGGCAAUAUCGACAGAAUAAUAUGUCCAUAUCUUAUAUUCUAGUCUGCUAGUGUCUUACUAAACUUUAUUAUUCUCACAGACCAUGGGAUUUGCAUUUGUGAACAACUCAAGAAUCAAUGGGAUAACAUCACUCAAUAGCAAAAUGGGACACUUCAACUUCUUCUCUGUCCAUCACUUCAACAUCACUGACGUCACUAUAACAGCUCCCGGUGACAGCCCAAACACCGAUGGGCUAAAGUUUGGGUUCUGUAGCAACAUUAACAUCUCCAAGACACACAUUGGUACGGGAGACGACUGUAUUGCCAUCCUUUCCGGAACUACCAACAUGGAUAUCUCUAAUGUCAACUGUGGUCCCGGACAUGGGAUCAGUGUCGGAAGCUUAGGGAAGAACAAAGAAGAGAAGAACGUUAAUGGCUUAACCGUAAGAGACAUAGUCUUUAACGGCACUAGCGACGGCAUUCGGAUCAAGACUUGGGAGUCUUCAGCUUCGAAGAUCUUGGUUUCUAACUUUGUGUACGAGAAUAUUCAGAUGAUUAACGUUGGAAACCCUAUCAACAUCGACCAGAAGUAUUGUCCUCACCCACCUUGUCAAAAGAAGGUGAAAUUUCUACGUGCAAGAUAGAAACUUAGAUAAAAAAUUUCUCUUAUUACAAAAAAAAAAGAAAGUUGUGAUUUCAUUAUUUUUUUCAGGGAGAGUCACACGUUCAAAUCCAAGACCUUAAAUUAAAGAACAUAUAUGGAACAUCGACAAACAAAGUGGCGGUGAAUCUACAAUGUAGCAAGAGCUUUCCAUGCAAGAAGGUUGAGCUAAUUGACAUUAACCUAGAGCAUAAGGGAGUCGAGGGUGGUCCUUCCACCGCGGUUUGUGAGAAUGUUGAUGGUUCUACACGUGGCAAGAUGGUUCCUCAGCACUGCCUGAACUGAUUCAACGACCCAUGGGAACAAUAGCCGUGUGUUGUACUAUUUUAUAUUUUCUUAUGUUUUUUGUAUAAUGUCUAGUUGCUGUGUAUUCACUUCUUCUUCUUUUUCUUUCUGCUAGAUUAUGAAAGUUUUUGAUUGGUGCGACAAAGAAGUGAAUACACUUUCGUGUUUUUUCGUCUAUGGUCUAUUUUUUGUUUCGUAGGAGAAAAAAAGUAAAAUCAUAUUUUAUUAAUCAUACCUAAUUAAAGAAUAUGUAAAACUAUAAGAGAAACCCGUCUAAAAACCUCAUGAAAUAUCCUAUAAUUAAUCAAAUUAAAUAUAUUAUAUAUAGUUACGUAUUUUAAAAUUCAGAACACCAAUCCAAUAGUUUUUCGAAUAAGAUUGCUCAAAAAAUAUAUAUCUUCACUACAAAGUGAGGAUGUAGCAGAGGGUGGAUAUCUUCAAAACUAUAUAAUAACAAAAAUGUAUUUUAAAACUUACAAAUAGAGUAAAUAAAUAUGACUAGGGUGCUCUUAUUGGACCCAUUUGUUUGUUUGGGGUGCUCUAAUUGAUCUUUAUCAUAUAUAAAUACAAAUUAAAUUAUUUAGGAAUAUGAUUAUUUAUA